Peniophora sp. CBMAI 1063 is the source of this 1692-nucleotide messenger RNA. The record is from the annotation of a GenBank genome assembly. NCBI's taxonomy places the organism in Eukaryota, Fungi, Basidiomycota, Agaricomycetes, Russulales, Peniophoraceae.
AUGACGCCGCUCAAGAUAUACCUUAGUCCGAACCACUCAAUAGCAUCUACCUCCGGUGGAGAUGCUGAAGGGGUAGGAUGGCGAUUCCAGGACUGUUGUGGCAGUGAAGACCACACAAAGCCGCUGGUCGUUUCCACGGCGAAGUUACCUUCGUCUUCUUCUGGACAGCUCAAGUUGGAGGAUAUCGACCAGAACCUCAUGCGCUUCAACGGGCCCGACGACAUGGAUGAUCCUCAGAACUGGUCUAGGAACUACAAGUGGUUCGUUACAAUGAUUUGUGCUUUCAUGACGGUGAACGUGACUUUUGCAUCGUCCGCUCCGACCGCGUCAACUCAGCUCAUCGCGGAGAAGUUUGGAGUGACGCUUGAAGUCGCAAACCUCUUGACCAGCUUAUUCUUACUUGGUUAUGUUGCCGGACCAAUCCUAUGGGGGCCUGGCUCGGAGGUAUUCGGACGUCGUCCAGUAUUUAUAGUCACCAUGACUUGUUACACGCUCUUUAUCCUCGGUCAAGCCCUCGCACGAAACACCGCAACACUCCUUAUCACCCGCUUCUUCUCCGGAUUCUUCGCCUGUGCACCCCUCACGAACGCCGCUGGGCUCAUUGCGGACAUCUGGGACCCAAUUCUGCGCGGUCCGGCAACAUCUAUCUUUGUCAUGAUGGUCUUCCUAGGGCCUGUACUCGGCCCCGUUGUGGGUGGGUUCAUCGCUCAGGAGACUGGCGACUUUCGCUGGGUCUUCUGGGUGAUGUUCAUCUUCGCGGCUGUGGCAUCGACACUCGCGAUUGCUUUCGUGCCGGAAACGUACGCGCCUAGGAUCCUGGAACUGCGCGCGAGACGACUACGGGCCGAGGAUCCGGUGAACAACCAACAUCUAUAUGCGGAAGCCGAGCGUCAUGGCUUGGAUAUCACGUCCUUCAUGGACCGUACCAUCAAGCGACCUUUCGUCAUGCUCGCCGUGGAACCGAUACUGCUCCUCAUAACCAUCUACAUCUCAGUGCUGUAUGGCAUCUUGUACGGGUUGUUCGAGGCGGUGCCUAUCGUCUUCAGCAUAAAACACGAUUUCACUGUCGCACAGAGCGGCCUUACGUUCAUCGGUGUUGGGGUUGGAGUCAUUCUCAGCUGCGCCAUCGCUAUCCACAAGUCUAGGAUGUACGGAGCCCUUGUUAAAGAAUGGAGAGGACACCCUCCUCCCGAGAACCGCCUUCAAGGCGCUAUGGUCGCUGCCCCCGUCAUGGUUAUAGGCGUUUUCUGGUUUGGAUGGACCGGGAACUAUCCCAACGUUCAUUGGGCGGCUCCUGCUGUCAGCCUGGUUCUUGUAGGGUUUAGCGUGACGCUCAUAUUCAUCUCCUUCGUUAGCUAUCUCGUGGACACCUACCUGAUGCACGCCGCAUCAGCUCUUGCAGCUAAUACCAUCGUGCGCUCGGCCAUCGCGGCAGCCUUCCCGCUCUUCACAACACAGAUGUACGAGAGGAUGGGCGUACAGUGGGCGAGCACGCUCAUCGGCCUCAUUGCGCUGGUGCUCGCGCCGAUCCCAUUCUUAUUCUUCAAAUACGGCGCGAGGAUACGGAGAAGGUCUCAGUUUGCGCCGUGCGCAGAUCUGAAGCUUGUUGAAGUUUCUGCGCAAACGCUGGGAAGUGUGAAGAUCGCGAUGGUUGAGCUUCCGCACCGGUCCGCUGUUGGCGCGAGUGUUUGA